Molecule: messenger RNA, 3123 nt
Organism: Drosophila persimilis
Lineage: Eukaryota; Metazoa; Arthropoda; Insecta; Diptera; Drosophilidae
Gene: AlaRS-m
Product: alanine--tRNA ligase, mitochondrial
Exons: 9
Coding region: 34-3075 (1013 amino acids)
Biological process (GO): tRNA modification; alanyl-tRNA aminoacylation
Cellular component (GO): cytoplasm; mitochondrion
Molecular function (GO): nucleic acid binding; alanine-tRNA ligase activity; ATP binding
Source: RefSeq, a predicted model, not a curated record
UGUAAUUAACUCGAAUUCCAAUACAAUUUUGGCAUGUACAACUCGGCCAAGCAGUUGCAGCGUGUGCUGACGGCGCGCGAGAUUCGAAAAACAUUCAUAGACUUCUUCACCGUCAACCAUGAGCACAAAUUCGUGCGCUCCAGCCCCGUGGUGCCCUUCUGUGAUCCGACGGUGGCGUUUGUCAACGCUGGCAUGAAUCAGUUCAAGUCUGUGUUCCUUGGCACGGCGGCGGCUCCCCACAAGCGGGUGGUGAAUUCCCAGAAAUGCGUACGGGUGGGAGGAAAACACAACGAUCUCUCUGUGGUCGGCCAGGAUGGCUAUCACCACACGUUCUUUGAGAUGCUGGGCAACUGGUCCUUUGGGGACUACUUCAAGCAAGAGGCCUGCGCUAUGGCCCUUGAGCUGCUCCGCGGGCCAUACAACAUCGAUCCUGGACGUUUGUAUGUCACGUACUUCGCUGGCGACAAGCUGCUGGGCAUACCGGCGGAUAUGGAAUGUUUCGAGAUUUGGCGCAGCCUGGGCUUUCCCGCCUCGCGUAUUCUGCCCUUUGGCUGCAAAGACAACUUCUGGGAAAUGGGCGCUACUGGACCCUGCGGCCCCUGCACUGAGAUACACAUAGACCAUCGUCCAGAGCUGGGCAGCGUCGCGGAUCGCGGUAAGCUCGUAAAUGCAGGCCGCUCGGAUCUCACAGAGCUGUGGAAUCUCGUCUUCAUACAGUACAAUCGCAAUCCCGAUGGCAGCAUCUCCCAGUUGCCCGCUCACCAUGUGGACACGGGCAUGGGAUUUGAGCGUUUGGCUGCCAUUCUGCAAAGCAAAUCCUCAAACUACGACACGGACCUGUUCAGCCCGCUCUUCGAUGGCAUUCAGCAGCUGUCCAAGGCCCCAGUCUAUGGCGGCAGCUUCCCAGAAACCUCAAAUGCAGCUCUCCUGGACACAAGCUACAGAAUACUUGCCGAUCAUGCUCGCAUGGUCACUGCCUGCCUUGCCGAUGGAAUGCUGCCAGAUCAGAAUCAGAAACUACGACGCGUCUUGCGGAAGGCCCUCAACAUCUCGGAGCAUGUUUUUGCCCAUGAAAAGCUGCUCUCCCAAUUGGUUCCUAUUGUGGUGGAGACUCUGGGCGAAGCCUACCCGGAGAUGUCUGCCAAGCAAGAGGCAGUCAUCGAUCUGAUUAAUCACGAACAUGACGUGUACAAGAAUCUGCGUGAGAGCUCCUCGAAAGCCUUUGCCGAGGUCCUGACCGAGUUCCCCAAUCUGGACGACAUUGACUUGAUGGAAUGCCCAGGAUUUGUUCCCGCCUAUCGGGAGUUCCAGGUGCAGCGCAGCAAGUUCCCUAACAACACGAUUCCCGGCGACUUCCUCUACAAGCUGACGGACACCUAUGGCUUGACCGAAGAGAGCUUCCUCAAGCUGGCCGAGCUGGAGAACAUGAACUGUGAUUUGGACCGUUAUCGAGCAGAGGUCUCGCUGGCCAAAAUCAAGUCCAAGGAGAGCCAACGCGAGGACGGGGGCAUCUGCGAUGUGGCGCUAGAACAACGCAUUUCUGAGGCUCAGGCGACGCUUACAAAGCGCCUGCGACCCACAGACAAUAGUCACAAAUAUGUCUAUUCCUUUGAUAGCGAGAAUGAAUCCUACAAGAUUCCCACUCUACGCAGUCGAGUGGUAGGCAUGCUACUCAACGAUGCGGAAGUAUCACGCACCCAAGGCAGCCGGCUCCAGGACACCUCCGAUACCCUUUCAAUUGUCACCGCCGCCAGCAAUUUCUACUACGAGUCUGGCGGACAACAGUCCGAUGCUGGCCAGAUUCUUGUCAGCAAUGCGCACAAGCCGGAGCAACCGCACCAUCUCUUGAAUGUGAUCCGUGUGAAGCAUCUCAAUGAUUGCGUGGUUCACGUGUGCCGCUUGGCCGCCCCCGCAGAUGACCACUUUGAGGUGGCCAUUGGUGAUGAAGUUGAGCUGCAAGUGGAUUCUGGAACAAGGCAACUGAACACAUGCCAUCACACAGCCACUCACCUGCUGAAUGCCGCCAUCCGAUCGCUGUUCAACAAGGUCACCUACCAGGUCUCCAGCUCCGUCACCAGCGAGCAGUGCAAACUGGAACUGGGAUUGCUGGGCAAGCGGAUACAAAAAGCAGAUGUCCAGCUCAUCGAAGAUCUGAUCAAUCGAAUUAUCUGCUCUGCCACGACCGUCCAAGUUGAACUUGUGAGUGCCGCCGAUGUUCUCCAGGAGAAUGAUAUUACGAUGGUGCCUGGGGAGGUUUACCCGGAGCAGGGACUGCGUCUGAUCAGUGUGCAGUGCCCAGAUAUGCAGCUUAGUUCCAAGGAGCUGUGCUGCGGCACUCAUGUGACCAACACCAGCGAGCUCUCCUGUUUCUGUAUUGUCAAUUUAAAGCAGACAAACAGGGCGCGCUUUGCCUUCACCGCUGUGGCUGGCCAGGCGGCGGAGAAUGUGCUCAAGACAGCAGCCUUGCUGCGCCAUCGCGUAGAUAUGCUCGAACAACAGUUCCAGACUGAUAAGCUCACAAAUGCCACCGAAGUAGAGUUGCAGACCAUCCGCCAUAAUAUGCUGCACACGGACAUCAAGCUGCCAUAUGCCUUCAAAAUGGACACGCUGGAACGCAUCCAUGACAUGCUGAAGAGGAUCAAGGAGACAUCCCGCACAACCCUCAAGGAAUUUGUCGAAGUAGAGAUGCGCAACCUGCUGCAGGAGAAACCUGUGGACACCCACCCCUUUAUUUUGCACUACAUAACCAGCUCCGCUUUGGUGGAAGAGAUCCCCCUGCAGCGCGCCACCAAGCUCUGUUCGGAUCGCCCCAUUCUGGUGGUCAGUAUGUGUGAUAGCGUUGUGAAAGCACGCUGCUGUGUACCGCAGAACAGCGUCAACCAAGAGUUCGAUGCGUCCUCCUGGCUGCAAUCUUUUGCCGCCACAUUUGGGGGUCAAGUGGCCGCGCCCAAGGGACAGAAUCCGAAGAUCGUGUGUAACAUGAAGGGCCGUAAGGUAAGCAAUCUCUUUGAAGAGCAAUUGGAGCAGGCCCUGGCGAAGGCCCAUCAGUAUGCUAAGCUUUAUUUCAAGUUGUGAUCACCCUCCCCAAAAAAUAAGAAGAGAUAAGCGCAAGCUCCAAGAUUU